This is a messenger RNA of Myxozyma melibiosi, 1878 nucleotides long. Its product is annotated as Nsp1-like C-terminal region-domain-containing protein. Gene Ontology annotation, molecular function: structural constituent of nuclear pore; phospholipid binding. The transcript is spliced from 3 exons. Gene Ontology annotation, biological process: protein import into nucleus; RNA export from nucleus. Gene Ontology annotation, cellular component: nuclear pore central transport channel; nuclear pore. The coding region runs from base 20 to 1834 and encodes 604 amino acids. NCBI's taxonomy places the organism in Eukaryota, Fungi, Ascomycota, Lipomycetes, Lipomycetales, Lipomycetaceae. The record is from RefSeq and is a predicted model, not a curated record.
UCCAAUCCUCUUCUCUCCAAUGGGUAUCUCUCCUCCCUCUUCUCUCUUGAAAACACUCACUAACCCCCAUCUAGCCUUCAACCCCGGCGCCCCCGCAGAUCAAAACAAAGAUCAGUCGAAGCCCGUCUUCAACUUCGGCGCGAAUAAUGCUGCCUUCGGGUCAAAGCCUGGCACCUCUGCCUUCUCUUUCUCCGGCGCUCCUUCCUUCUCCUUUGGCGCAACCGCUUCAUCUACUCCCUCACAAGCCACUCCCACAUCGGCUCCUGCUGCCACCUCCUCCUCUACUCUGAACGCUCCCGCAUCUGGAGGUUUGUUCAGCGGCGCUACCAGCACAACCCCCGCCUUUGGCUCCAGCAACACUACCUUCGGCUCCGGUACCACCCCUGCCCCCAAAUUUGGCUCGACUGCUCCAUCUGCUCCAUCCUCUACUGGCGGUCUCUUUGGAUCCGGCGCAAACCCCGCUGGCUUCACAUUCGGCAACACCAGCGCAAGCCAACCCUCCACCGCGUCCGCAGCUACAACUUCCUCUGCACCCCCUCCGUCUCUUUUUGCGUCUGUGAACGCCGAUCCCGCAAAGACUUCUUCCACACCUACCGCGUCUACCACUGCACCUUCCUUUUCGUUCGGUAACCUUUCAGCAGCUACCCCCAGCAAGCCCUUGUUUUCUGCUGGAACCACUACAAGCACUGCCGCUACUACCUCUGCUCCUGCGAGUAGUACCCCUGCUCCUGCCGCUGGUGGGCUUUUUGGAUCUACCACUCCUGCCGUGACUUCGGCACCGUUGUUUAGUUUGAACGCCGCGACUGCCUCUACCACAACAACUACUACUACAUCUACUUCUACUGCUCCUUCAGCAACCACAGCUCCGUCAUUUGGCGGCUUUGGCGGUGCCGCAAAGACAACCUCUACACCUCUAUUCGGAGCCAAACCCGAUGCUUCAAAGCCCGCUGAAACACCCACCUUUGGCGCGAAGCCAGAUGCGUCCAAACCCACGACAUCAGCGCCGCUAUUUGGUGCUGCCGCCGCAACUACUUCCGCCAGCACCGCUCCUUCGUUUGGUGCGCCUGCUGCUACUACCUCGGAUAAGCCUGCUGCUACUAGCGCCCCGCUAUUUGGAGCUGCUGCUGCUGCUGCUCCUUCAGCUCCAGCUUCGACUCCGGCUACGUCGACUGCUCCCGCAGCCACGACAACUACUGCCCCCACCUUGUCCAACGCCCCGCCCGCGCCCGCCGCUCCCGCGCCCGCGAGCCUGAAAAACAAGAGCAUGGAAGACAUCAUCUCGAAAUGGACGACCGCGUUGACCAAGUACUCUCGCGAAUUUGCGCAGCAGGCCGAGGAGAUUUCGAAAUGGGAUCGGACGCUGGUCGAGAACGGCGAGAAGAUCUCGCAGCUAUUCACAGAGACCGUGCAGGCUGAGCAGACGCAGACAAAGGUCGAGCAGUUGCUGCUGUAUACUGCUCGUCAGCAGGAUGAUAUCGAGGCUACGCUGGAUGUAUAUGAAAAGGAUGUUGAUAAUUUGCUUGCGAGUAUUGGCGCUACGGAUGGUAUGCAGCCGCCUGAUAUCGAGAGAGAGAGAACGUAUAGGUUGGCUGAGAGAUUGAACGAAGAGUUGGAUCAGCUUGGAAAGAACCUGAGCAGUAUGAUUGAGGAGGUCAACAAGAGCUCCACUACUCUGAAUCGGACUAAGGACGACGAUCCACUCUCGCACAUUGUCCGCAUUCUGAAUGCGCAUCUAUCAAGUCUGCAGUGGAUCGAUACAAACACUGCGCUUUUGCAUGAAAAAAUCGAGGAGGUCAAAGCGAUCGAGAGCCAGCUUAGAUCAAGAGGAUAUUAGUUAUGAAGGAUGUUGCAAUGUAUUAAUGUACAAUAAAAGAAAUU